This is a messenger RNA of Magnolia sinica, 2000 nucleotides long. RefSeq names its product 1-acyl-sn-glycerol-3-phosphate acyltransferase PLS1-like. The transcript has 11 exons. Bases 472 to 1692 code for a protein of 406 amino acids. Gene Ontology annotation, cellular component: endomembrane system. Gene Ontology annotation, molecular function: 1-acylglycerol-3-phosphate O-acyltransferase activity. The record is from RefSeq and is a predicted model, not a curated record. Lineage: Eukaryota; Viridiplantae; Streptophyta; Magnoliopsida; Magnoliales; Magnoliaceae.
UUACAACGACCGUCCCCUGACAAGGCGGCAAGAAACGGAAUCCAACCCAAUUAGAGGAUUCCCACGAAGAUUCGCGCGAGGUGAGGUUGAAUUGGUGAACUGCAGCACACGCGCACACAGACUCAGGUAUGAACCGUCCAGUCCAAUCAAUAAACAAAUCCUGCGGCGACAUGACAUGUCCCAUGAAUCAGGCCAAUCAACAUCAGGUGGACCACACCUGACCGACGAAAAUGACGGUUGAAAGAAAAUCAACAACAAUGUAAAUUCCUUUGACUCUACGUGCCUGGAUUUCGGCAAAUGGCAUGAUUGUGUUGAGCCCACUGAGUCACGUGGCUUAGAUUUCUCACACACGUGCCAUAUUCGUAUGUGGGCCGCAAUUCACUCGUUGAAUCUCUUAUCGCGCGCUUCAUCUAUUUCAUCGGUAGUCGCGAACUACCUCCCGCUGAUCUCCUUCCUCUCAUCUCUCCGGCCAUGGCGAUCGCAGCAACAGCAGCCGUUGUACCGCUGGGCCUUCUCUUCCUCCUAUCAGGCCUCGUCGUUAAUCUCAUUCAGGCCAUUGUCUUUUUGGCUCUCCAUUGGUUCUCGAAGAAUAUGUACCGCUCGAUCAAUAAGGUAGUGGUGGAAUUGCUGUGGUUGGAGCUGAUAUGGCUCAUUGAUUGGUGGGCUGGGGUUAAGAUCCAAUUGUAUGCAGAUUCUGAAACUUUUCAAUCGCUGGGUAAAGAACAUGCACUUGUCAUAUGCAAUCAUAGAAGCGACAUUGAUUGGCUUGUUGGAUGGGUCUUAGCUCAGCGGUCAGGUUGCCUUGGUAGCACGCUUGCCAUUAUGAAGAAGUCAUCAAAAUUCCUUCCUUUGUUGGGGAGUGCAUUAUCUUUGAUUUGGAGGAUAAAAUACGGUCAAUAUAUGCAGGUCAUUGGUUGGUCAAUGUGGUUUUCUGACUAUGUUUUCCUAGAGAGAAGCUGGGCCAAGGAUGAAAGCACGUUGAAGUCAGGUCUGCAGCAGCUAAAGAACUUCCCUCGAUCACUUUGGUUGGCCCUUUUCGUGGAAGGAACUCGUUUUACAGAGGCAAAGCUUUUAGCAGCUCAAGAGUAUGCAGCUUCGGCCAAGUUGCCCAUCCCUAGAAACGUUUUGGUUCCUCGUACAAAGGGUUUUGUUUCAGCUGUAAGUAAUAUGCGCUCGUUUGCUCCGGCUAUAUAUGAUGUAACUGUGGCUGUUCCUAAAAGUCAGCCUGCACCUACAAUGCUGAGAAUUUUGAAUGGACAAUCUUCUGUGAUACAUGUCCACAUGAAGCGGCAUCCGAUGAAAGAAUUACCUCAGACGGAUGAUGCAGUUGCACAAUGGUGCAGGGAUUUAUUUGUGGCUAAGGAUGCUUUAUUGGACAAACAUCUAGCUGAAGAUACUUUUGGUGACAGGGAGUUCCGACCAACUGGUCGGCCAAAAAAGCCAUUGUUGGUUGUUAUAUCAUGGUCAUGUCUCCUGAUGUUCAGUGCUUUCAAAUUCUUCACAUGGUCUGCGUUGCUAUCCACAUGGAAAGGACUUGCAUUUUCGAUAUCUGGAUUACUUCUAGUGAUGAUUGUCAUGCACGUCCUUAUUCUAUUCUCCCAGUCAGAGCGUUCAACUUCCGCAAAAGCAGCUCCAAGCAGAUCCAAGAGCAGGGGAGCGCCUUCAGAUGCAAACCCUGCCAAGCAGAAUUAAUUCCAUGUGAUAGAAAAUGUAAGUUCGAUUGAUUCUUUUUAUCUUUGAAGAUUGUUGGGCAUAAUCAGUUGUCUUUAGGCCUCCUCUUGGACUUCCAAAAUGAUACAUGAAGUAACGGGCGAUAUAUUUAGUUCUGAAAUGCCUGCAUAUAUCUUCAGUAGCCUUUUUAUUCUCUUUUCUUCUUUCUUCUUUCUUUCUUCUUUCCUUUUUCUUUUUGGCUGUUGAUUGUUUGUCUGCAUCAAAAUAAAACUUUGAAUGCAUAUCAAUUCAUUGCUUAUUUGUUUAUUGAUAACAACUUUCCAACUUUA